This is a messenger RNA of Hemibagrus wyckioides, 1833 nucleotides long. It is a transcript of the gene p4hb, whose product is annotated as prolyl 4-hydroxylase, beta polypeptide. Gene Ontology annotation, biological process: protein folding; response to endoplasmic reticulum stress. The transcript has 11 exons. Gene Ontology annotation, cellular component: endoplasmic reticulum. Gene Ontology annotation, molecular function: protein disulfide isomerase activity. The record is from RefSeq and is a predicted model, not a curated record. NCBI's taxonomy places the organism in Eukaryota, Metazoa, Chordata, Actinopteri, Siluriformes, Bagridae. The coding region runs from base 195 to 1715 and encodes 506 amino acids.
GCGUGACACGACUUCGACCCCUCUACCGGUUUCCUGCGCGCGCUGCCACGUUAGUACCGAAGGAGUUCUAAUAACCCCAGCAGCAGCAGCAGCAGCAGCAAUCAAGCUCAGCGGCUGCACUUUUCAGGGGACAUUAGAGAGAGAGAGAGAGAGAGAGAGGUUGAAACUCUUAGACGUAGCAAAAGGAGCUCAUAAUGAAGUCGGUGGUCCUGUGCGCGCUCGCGCUGGCGGUCGUGGCCGCGGCUCACAUCAGCGAGGAGGAGGACGUGCUCGUGCUCAACAAGAGUAACUUCGACGAGGCGCUGGAAGCUCACCCCAACAUCCUGGUCGAGUUCUAUGCCCCAUGGUGCGGUCACUGCAAAGCUCUCGCUCCCGAAUACGCCAAAGCGGCAGGAAUUCUGAAAGGCGAGGGUUCGGACAUCCGACUGGGCAAAGUGGACGCCACGGAGGAGACGGAGCUGGCGCAGGAGUUCGGGGUGCGCGGUUACCCCACCAUCAAAUUCUUCAAGGGUGGAGACAAGGCCACGCCCAAAGAGUACUCGGCUGGACGUCAGGCUGAUGACAUCGUCAACUGGUUGAAGAAGAAGACCGGCCCGGCCGCCGCCCCGCUCAGCGAGGUCACACAAGCAGAGUCCCUCAUCGCCGACAACGAGGUCGCAGUCAUCGGCUUCUUCAAGGAUGUGGAGUCUGACAGUGCCAAGACCUUCAUCAAAGCAGCAGAGGCCAUCGAUGACAUUCCCUUCGGCAUCACCUCUGAUGAUUCCGUCUUCUCCAAGUUCGAGGUCACUAAGGAUGGCGUGGUGCUCUUUAAGAAGUUCGACGAGGGCCGUAACACCUUCGAUGGUGAGCUCACCAAAGAGAACCUUCUGACCUUCAUCAAGGCCAAUCAGCUCCCACUGGUCAUCGAGUUCACCGAGCAGACUGCCCCCAAAAUCUUUGGAGGAGACAUCAAGUCCCACAUUCUGCUGUUCGUGCCCAAGGCCAGCAAAGACUUCCAGGAGAAGCUGGACCACUUUAAGAAAGCAGCUGAGGGCUUCAAGGGAAAGAUCCUCUUCAUCUUCAUCGACAGCGAGGUGGAGGAUAACCAGCGCAUCCUAGAGUUCUUCGGCCUGAAGAAGGAAGAGUGCCCCGCCCUGCGCCUCAUCACCCUGGAGGACGAGAUGACCAAAUACAAACCCGAGUCUUCAGAGAUCACAGCCGAGAACAUUGUCACCUUCUGCACAUCGUUCACAGAGGGCAAGCUGAAGCCUCACCUUAUGAGCCAGGACAUUCCUGACGACUGGGACAAGAACCCAGUCAAGGUCCUGGUGGGCAAGAACUUCGAGGAGGUCGUCUUCGACGCCACCAAGAACGUCUUUAUCGAAUUCUAUGCUCCCUGGUGCGGUCACUGCAAACAGCUGGCUCCAAUCUGGGAUCAGCUGGGAGAGAAGUACAAGGACCACGCAGACAUUGUGGUGGCCAAGAUGGACGCCACAGCCAACGAGAUCGAGGCUGUUAAAGUCCACAGCUUCCCCACGCUCAAGUUCUUCCCAGCAGGAGAUGAUCGCAAGAUCAUCGACUACAGUGGAGAGAGAACGUUGGAGGGCUUUUCAAAGUUCCUGGAGAGCGGAGGAAAGGACGGUGGAGCACCAGCAGGAGACGAUGACGAUGAUGAGGAGGUGGAUGAUUUGGACCUUGAGGACAGCGAGGAUGGAAAUGACCACGACGAGUUAUAAGGACAGGAGAGCGAGGGAGCGCGCGAGAGAGAGGAGAGACGAACCCCUUCACCAACCACCACUUCCACUACUCCAAGCCCUCCCUGUCCCAAGAACCUGCAAACUUCUCCCAAACAAC